Molecule: messenger RNA, 1389 nt
Organism: Brassica rapa (field mustard)
Lineage: Eukaryota; Viridiplantae; Streptophyta; Magnoliopsida; Brassicales; Brassicaceae
Molecular function (GO): catalytic activity
Source: RefSeq, a predicted model, not a curated record
AUGAGGACGCUCAGUUGGAACUGUAGAGGGAUUGGAAACGACCUCACAGUUCGACGCCUUACGGAGAUGUGUCAGAAGCAUCGCCCAGGACUUGUGUUUCUUUCUGAGACGAAGAACAGAAGGCUGCUGUUGCAAAACAUGCAGACCGACUUAAGAUUUGAUCAUUUGUUUACUGUUGAGUCACUUGGACUCAGCGGAGGUUUAGCUUUGUUUUUUAUGGAUGAGUUUCAAGUUAAUGUUUUGUUUUCGAAUAAUUGUAUGAUUGACAUUGAGGCAAUCAUUAAUGGAAUAAAAGUCUAUAUGACGUUUGUUUAUGGUGACCCUGUACUAGAAAGACGGGAUCAAGUUUGGGAACGUCUUACGCGUUUCUCAACAACAAGAAAUGGACCUUGGUUUAUGAUAGGAGACUUUAAUGAAAUAACAUGUCAUAACGAAAAGACAGGAGGAAGACAACGCCCUGAUAGCUCUUUUCUUCCUUUUAAGCAGAUGCUUAAUGAUUGUGGCAUGUUAGAAUUUCCCUUCACGGGAGAUAUGCUUUCUUGGGUGGGGAAGAGAGCUGGAGGAUCAACAGUUCGAUGUCGUUUAGACAGAGCAGUAGGAAAUGCGGACUGGCAUGAGAAGUUUCCACACUCGAAUGUUAAGUACCUGAGGCUAUGGGGAUCGGACCAUCGUCCGAUUCUUGCAGACAUACUCAUAAAGCCAACGAGAAGAUCCAAAAAGUUUAAAUUUGAUAAAAGAUGGUUGGAUAAUGAGGAGUUACGGCAGGUUAUCCUUGAGGGAUGGAAAUCACCUGAUCUUCCUCCAGACGCAAGUAUUAUGGAACAUAUUUCCAGCUGCAGGAGAGCCUUGAGUGAAUGGCGGAAGCUAAAUAAUGUCAAUUCGGCAAAAUUAGUGGAAGAGCUUAAAGAAAAGGUGGAAGGCUUAUAUGCAGAUGAUAUUGCCACGACUGAGGAAAUUGCAGCAGCUCUGAAGGAACUCUCACAUGCUCUUAAAGAGGAAGAGAUGUUCUGGAAGCAAAAGAGUCGGGUGCUUUGGCUGAGAGAGGGAGAUAGAAACACAAAAUUCUUUCAUGCAUUGACGAAGCAAAGAAGAGCAAGGAACAAGAUUACACAGCUCCUAGAUGAGAAUGAGAGCAUAAUCGAGGAUGAAGAAGGACUUGUAGUCGUUGCUACUAGUUACUUCAGGCAGAUUUUUGAAUCAUCGAACCCGGAGGAAAUCGAGGAGGCGCUAGCUCAGGUGCCAACAACAAUAACUGGUGCUAUGAAUGACGACCUCACAGCUCCGGUCUCUGAAUGGGAGGUCAAAUUAGCGCUUUUUGCCAUGCACCCAGAGAAAGCUCAAGGACCCGAUGGGAUGACUGCACUUUCUACCAGAAAUUUUGGGAUAUAG